GAGACAAAGAGCCUUCCCCUGGAGGUGGCAUUAAUGCAAAUGGUGUCCAAGCAAAAUCGGCAUGAGAAUGUCUUGGAGCUGUUUGAGUGGUUCGAGAUGUCGGACUGCUACAUUCUGAUCUUGGAGCGACCCAGCCCCUGCACAGACCUCUGGAAAUUCCAGGAAAAACACGGUUGUUGGCUGUCAGAACCACUGGCACAACAAUUCAUGCGCCAAGUGGUUCAGGCUGCUCGCCACUGCUGUGACUGUGGUGUCCUGCACCGUGACAUCAAGCCAGAGAAUAUUCUGAUCAACACCGACACACUGCAGCUGAAGCUGAUCGACUUUGGCUGUGGUGAUUUGCUGCAGGACACCCCCUACAGAUAUUAUGCAGGAACCAGAGCUUACAUCCCACCUGAGUGGUUAUGUGAGGGAGAGUAUUUCGGUGUUCCUGCUACCGUCUGGAGUCUGGGAAUUCUUUUGUUCAUCAUGGUGUGUGGAGACUAUCCCUUCCAGUGCGAAGAAGACGUCAUUAACCGCAAUAUGCACUUCCCUGAGGGCCUGUCUGAAGGUUGCCGUGACCUGAUCUUAUGGUGUCUGGCGCGACAUCCUCCCUCCCGCCCAACAUUCGAGGAAAUCCUCAGCCACAAGUGGUUUGAGGAACCUCAGAAGAACAUCAAGGAUGGCAUGACCAAUUUUAAGUUUGAUGUUUUGAGUGAAGUUGAUAUGGAGGAUGUGGGCACAAAUAAUGGUUGGCCUGGAUGUCCUGGUGUUGCUCUGAAGAUGUACUUGGGUCCACUCCCAUAUCUCACUGCUCUGGAAAAAACACUCGUCGAAGGCUGGCACAUCGGUAGUUUCGCCCGUCCAAGGGAGGGGGGGUGUAUGGGCUGGUAUCCGAGGAUGCAUUGGAACAUAGUGAGGUUCAUGGACAACACAUUAGACCUUACACCUAGGGGUCACUAUGAGGUCCACGGCGAAGACAUGGAUUCAACCCCAGCAACAGGCUCUACCAGCCAGCGAUUUGCAUUCAUGCGUACACCGGCAGUGGCUUCUGCAGGUUCACCUUCACAGUGGGCUAUUCCAAGUCCCUCCACGGCCACCAAAACAUUUCAGAGGUAG
Molecule: messenger RNA, 1098 nt
Organism: Hemibagrus wyckioides
Lineage: Eukaryota; Metazoa; Chordata; Actinopteri; Siluriformes; Bagridae
Product: serine/threonine-protein kinase pim-1-like
Exons: 6
Coding region: 34-1098 (354 amino acids)
Biological process (GO): protein autophosphorylation; negative regulation of apoptotic process; regulation of mitotic cell cycle
Cellular component (GO): cytoplasm
Molecular function (GO): protein serine/threonine kinase activity; ATP binding
Source: RefSeq, a predicted model, not a curated record